Phytophthora sojae is the source of this 1320-nucleotide messenger RNA. RefSeq lists its product as hypothetical. The annotation marks the transcript as partial. The transcript is spliced from 2 exons. NCBI's taxonomy places the organism in Eukaryota, Oomycota, Peronosporomycetes, Peronosporales, Peronosporaceae. The record is from RefSeq and is a predicted model, not a curated record. Gene Ontology annotation, molecular function: protein binding.
UACCUGCGCACAGACCGCCACUACCACCGGUUCCAGUUCCGUCGCGCCAUUGUGGAAGCGGUCCUGCUCGAGAACGCCAAGGACGCACAACGCGUGGUCAAGUGGCUCUGGCGCAAGUUCCACGGUUGUAUUGUCCCCGCGCCCGCAGUCCACAUGACCGCAGGCCAGGGAGGACUGGGCAUCUUGAAGUUCUUCAAGAAGAACGAGAUCGCUCCACGUCGAGAUGGAGGAAGAGCCAUGAGAGACGAGGUCGACGCUGAUCAAGGUCACGUCGUGCGUUGGGGACUCAACCUGUUCGAUACGAGCAACCUUCACGCGUCGGAGAAGAAAAGACUGAGCCUCGACACGGUGGCACGACGUGGAGACAUUGCGUUGGUCAAGUAUUUGCACGAGAUAUCGGUGGUGAGGAGUGCAAGCACGAGUCGUCAGACCAAGAGAGCAAGAAUUUCGCGGGAAUCUCGCUUAGCCUGCACGACUGACGCGAUGGAUCAAGCCGCGUCUUCGAGCCACCUUGACGUGGUGAAAUGGCUGCAUGCCAAUCGGUCCGAGGGCUGUACGACGCGCGCGAUGGAUUUCGCGGCAGGAAAUGGACACUUGCAGGUGGUGAAGUGGCUGAGUGCUCAUCGUUCGGAGGGAUGCACGGUUAAGGCUAUGGAUGUCGCCGCGAGCAGGGGGCACUUGGAUGUUGUGAAGUGGUUGCAUCGCAAUCAGUCGGAAGGAUGCACAACAGCAGCCAUGGACAGCGCUGCAACCGGCGGCCACCUGAAAGUUGUUGCGUGGUUGCAUAUAAAUCGAACCGAAGGAUGCACAACCAAAGCGCUGGAUGGAGCAGCGGAAAAUGGGCAUUUAUCCGUCGUCAAAUGGCUUCAUAAGCGCACUAACGCUCGUUGCACGACAAGAGCCAUGGACUGUGCUGCCAGCGAAGGUCACCUGGAAGUCGUCAAGUGGCUCCACCAAAAUCGCGUGGGACGCUGCACAACUGCUGCGAUGGAUGGCGCCGCUCGAAACGGCAACCUUGAUGUGGUUAAAUGGCUUCACAAGAACCGUUCGGAAGGCUGCACCACUGCAGCCAUGGAUGAGGCUAAAACGCUCGAGAUCGUGCAGUGGUUGCAAGCAAAUCGAGUCGAGGGAUGCAUACCCAAAGCAAUGGAUCAAGCAGCCUCGGAUGGUGAUUUCGACCGCGUGUUGUUUUUGCAUUCGGAAAGUGUCCAAGGUUGCACGGGAGAGGCAUUUUUCCACACGCACAAAACGCCACUGUUCAUGGGGAUGCGAGAAUGCGUCUUUGACUCCAGCCGACAACAUUCACGACUGGCUCACUGA